Adineta ricciae is the source of this 1782-nucleotide messenger RNA. Lineage: Eukaryota; Metazoa; Rotifera; Eurotatoria; Adinetida; Adinetidae. The record is from the annotation of a GenBank genome assembly.
AUGGCUGCAUCUCAUGCUUCAUCCUUUCUUAUUUCGCUUCUUAUUAGUUUAGUACUAAUUGCAUCAAUGCAAUUAUUUCGUGCACAGUUAGCAUCGAGUCAAGCACUGACGAUCGUUGGAGGUUUUUUUGGUUCAUUAGUUUUCAUUUCACUAUUAACGGCUAUAAGCAAUUUCGAAAUGAAUACGUUCGGGCCAAAUUAUCAAGCGCGAAUCUUUCCUGAAGUGAUCUCAUGUUUAUUCAUUUCAAUGAUCUGCAGCGGCUUUGUACAUCGAGUUUGUGUAACAACUUGUCCCUUGAGAUGUUAUUUUUUCAAUGAUCGCACUUUAUUAUAUCAAUCGCAUUUCAAGCAACACUUACGGAAGUGCAACUACACCGGCAACAGAUAUCAAAGUCUACUCAAUUCGGAACGGACACGUGACCAACAAGAUGAUCCGACCCGGUCGACGCACAAACUAUAUCGAUAUCAUCAUGAUCCAGUAGCAUCGACAAACAAUUUUCGUCGUGACAUUCCACCUAUUUUGAUUUUAUUGUUUUUCCUGUUUUUGAUUAUCAUCAUUUUAUCCCAAAUCCUUGUUGUUCAUUCGUCGCGUUAUGGAACGAAUUUUUCCGCCAUGCAAAAGAUUCAAGAAGAAUUAAAACAAAUGGACGAAAGUAUGGAGCAAAUACUCAGUGCCAAUGUCUUACCGAUCGAUAAAUGGCGUUUGCUCUUUCACAUCCAGACGUACCUUUAUCGGUUUGAAUCUUUGUUCAAUUUAUUCAACAAUCAAUCGAAUCAUACUUCCCAAAACGAAAGACAAAGCCCACAGAUGAUCAAACACGUUCAAGAUCGACUGAAACAUCUGACCGAUCCCAAAGAUACAACAUUAUUGCAUAAAAGGAGAAAGUUUUGUCCGGAACAACCUCGCCAACUCAAAGGUCGUAUUUUGGACGACAACUCAACAUUUUCAAAUAUUUCAUUAUAUGAAUUGGAAAUGAACUAUACCAAUGUCAGAUCAGGUGGUCAUUGGUCACCCGCUCAUUGUCGAGCACGUCAUAGGGUAAUGCAACACCUUUAUACCCAUCGCUUUUCUUAUUUUUAUCUCUUUCACCUCCUAAGGAUCGUUCACGUAGCAAUUAUAAUUCCGUAUCGAGAUCGAUUUGAGCACUUAGUGACACUACUCUAUUAUUUACAUCCACUCUUACAACGACAAGAACUUGAUUAUAAGAUCUACGUUUCCGAACAGACUGGAAAUGGAACAUAUAACAAAGCUGUACUAAUGAACGCAGCUUUUAUUCAUGCAUCUAGUGAAUAUGAUUUUCAAUGUUUUGUCUUUCAUGAUGUGGAUUUAAUACCAGAAGAUGAUCGGAAUAUGUAUUCCUGUCCUAUCUUUCCUCGGCAUAUGUCAGUUGCUGUCAAUGAAAUGAAUUAUAAACUAACUUACGAAGAACUCAUUGGCGGAGUAUUUAAUAUACGUAUGGAACAUUUUCUCGCUGUUAAUGGUUACAGUAAUUUGUAUUGGGGUUGGGGAGCUGAAGACGAUGACUUAUUCUAUCGUUUGAAAGAAAUUUCUUUGAAAAUUAUUCGUCCACCUUCAUCGAUUGCCAGAUACCGAAUGCUUCAACACACAAAACGAACACCAUCCAUAUGGAAUAAACGAGCAAAACUACUAUACUCAGCUGCUAAGCGAUACACAUGGGAUGGUGUUUCAUCUGCGCGAUAUAAUCUAACUUCUGUCAUCUCCUAUCCAUUGUUUACACAUAUACUCAUCGAUGUUGGUACACCGCCACCUGGUUUUAGUUAA